AUGGAAAACUCUGGCAAGUCGCAUAGCAAUGGGUAUUUUGCAUUGCCCUGGUUCGCUACACGUGUGUUUUUCGUCAAAAUCGGCAAUUGCGUUAUCGACAAUUCUACCCCUGAAUGUCUAACCUUAAACCACGUCCCUUUGAGUCCCGACACGAUCCUCGAAGUAAACGGGACGCGAUGUUCGAUGGACUCGGAAGGAAUCUCUUGCAUUCUUAGACGGGACAGAGUUGAUAGGAAAUCCGAAGAGGCUACACUUGUCAGCACAGACAGCAUAAGAGGUUCGAAGUGUUCGAUAAAGAGGAGCUUGUUAUAUCCGGGGUUUUCGAACAAAAACACUAAGUGA
Messenger RNA from Striga hermonthica, 342 nucleotides. The record is from the annotation of a GenBank genome assembly. NCBI's taxonomy places the organism in Eukaryota, Viridiplantae, Streptophyta, Magnoliopsida, Lamiales, Orobanchaceae.